ACAAUGGAGUGAGUUACAGACCUCUGAUGCAACUUUCAUUCUUUUUGUUGUGACUUUAUUUUUUCGAAAACAGUGCCUGGGCUUGUUAAUACGUGUUUUAAAAGGAAAUCUGUAAUAUAUGUGAGUUUUAAUUAAUUAGAUCUUCAGCAGGUGGGAGUGAAGAGGACUGGACUGAUUUUAUUCCACCAGGAUAAUUCACACAGGAGCCCAUAGAGUAGAAGAAGGACCCUCAGUGUGGGUUUAUUGUGGGCCAGAUGUGACUAAAUCUCUGUAGUGUAGACAGUAAACUGAGGAACAUGUUGGAUUUUCUGUCUUUAUCUUCCUGUUGUAUGAGUAUUUUUCACAUUCAGACCUAAAACUCCUGUGAAACUCAUCAGACAGACAGCAGAGGCUCCAGAAGGUGUUGAAGCUCCAGGACAUUGUUUUUGUGUUGAAGGUCGCAAUGACGGAUCAGAGAUACUCAAGUUUGGAUGAAACGUCCCUUCAGAAAUUGCUCGAUGGCACUGUGGAUAUGACCGAGCGGCGACUCAUACGCUCAGCUAUUCGAGAGCUGCGCCACCGUGAGAUUGAAGACCUGGAGGCUGCGCUGACACACAAGCGAUUCAGACGGGCCCAGGAGCACAGACAUGAUGAUAAAGAAAAUCAGCAUCGGCCUGAUUUGGCAGCAUCCUUGGACUUGCUUUCUCGGAAGCUCCAGGACAUUAAGAACAUUGAUGAGCUCUCUGCGAUGUUGCGUAGUAGCACAGAGUACGAAGAGAGGAAACUCAUCCGUGCUGCCAUUCGCAGACUGAGAGAUGAAGAGAUUGAGGCAGGUGCACUAGAGAAGGUUCAUUUAACUGGGCAGCAGAUGGAGAAGCAACAAAAGCCUCAAAGAAACUUGGACUUGGAGGACACACCAAAGGAAAUCGUGGACAAGUCUGAACGGAUUGAGAAACUCCACAGAGAAUCUCAGAGCAAAGACGCCCCUAGAACAGGCUGUAAGUCUGACAUGGUGUUGGUGUUGGACCCGCUCCAGGAGAAGGUGUCUUGCCCUCUGACUGCCCGCUCUGAGCUUGACUCUCCUUCCUCUGAUGUCUUUCCUCGGUAUCGGACCCACUCCAAUUCCAGCGCCUCAGCGCGCACUCACGGUUCCUACAACUGCUCCAGAGUGUGCGCUUCUACUACUUCGGAUCAAGUGGACGAGACCCCCAGUGGAUCCUCACUAAGCACUGAUCCAGAGGUUGAUGCUCAUGAGAAGAUUGAGCAGUGUGCUACAAACACCACCACCGAAGACACACUCGAUGGGGCUGUGCACUCCAUACAGAGACGACGUGCCAUCAGAAAGCCGUCCGAAGACGUCACAUUGAAGCAGAAGGACACAUCCAGCACGAAUAAGCCACUGUUUCCUGUUCGAAAUGAUGCAGCAUUCACAAACACAACGCUGUCCUAUCCGUCGUUCAGCCGAGCGGGUUCAGUCCGUGACCGGGUGCGCAAGUUUACAGAACCUGCAGCAGUUUCCACUGAGAAAAGGAGCGAGCCGAGAAGCCUCCACAGAGCAAUCGACUCUGCGAACACAGUUGGUGUGUCACUGCCUGCUCCAGAUCACUCUCAGGACAUCACUCCAUCCUUUCCUUCUUUCUCCCCGUGCACCUCUUCAGACGGAGGGGUAAACCCCGACCAAUCACAGUGCGCAGUGGGCGGUCCGCAGAGUACUACUGAAAAUGUCAGGCGUGCUUCUUGUAGCUCAGAAGAGACUGAGACUCCCAGAGGAACAGCAUCUUCAGACACACAGGAAGUCCAGGGAGAUCUUCAGUCCAACAUGAAGGCCUUCCUGACUAUCGAGAUCAAAGAUGGAAGAACCUCAGCUACUCAGGCGUCAUCAUCGGCGUCCGGAGCGAUGCCACGUAUCCUCGCUGGCUCUGCUGCACAGAGAGCAGAGCUAACACUUGGUCUGAGAGCAACACCAUUCAAGCUGACCAGCUCCAGCAUCUCAACAGGAUCCUCCCACAAGAUGGAAACAGAGCCUGUGUUUGCAAUCGAACCUGCUCUUCAGACGGCCAAUGAGGCCCCACUCGUCCAGAACAGUUCCUCAGUAUCCCAGCUGAAGACAGACGCACACAGCGGCACGCUUACCUCUGAACAGCUUGAGGCCAUUGAGGAGGAGGAAAUCCUGGACAAAAUGCUUGAUGACUCCAAAGAUUUUGAGGAGAGAAAAAUGAUUAGAGCAGCCCUGAGAGAGCUCCGAAAGAAAAAAAGAGACCAAAGGGAGAAGGAGAGGGACCUGCGUCUGCAGGAACUGAGGCAGCAGAGAGAGGAAAGGGCUCAGAAGAAUCGGCCAGGCGCAGGAGAGGUGGUGGUGAAGAAAAUCGAGAAGUCUGCUGAUGGCUCCAUCAGCCAGGUCACAAAGACCAACCGCUUUGCACAAUCAGAUGGCGGCAGGAUGACCCGCAGCACGAUCAUGGAAUCUGUUUACACACAGAAAUCUGAUGGGGGGAUGAUGCAGACGAAGUCCUACAGCUACUCCUCUUCCUCCAGUACAAACAAGAAGAUUGGAAGUGUGUUUGAUCGUGAGGACGAUACCUCGCGCAGUGGAGGCAGUCUGGCGGCGCUCGAGCGCAGACAAGCGGAGCGUAAAAAGGAACUCAUGAGGGCUCAGACAAUGCCUAAAACCUCCACCUCGCAGGCACGGAGAGCCAUGAUCGAGAGGCUUGAGAAGGAUGGAGGCGGCAACUCCCCCGUUGCACAGGUGAAGGUCCAGCGCUCCACUAGCUUCGGUGUUCCCAAUGCUAACUCCAUUAAACAGAUGCUGCUGGACUGGUGCAGAGCGAAGACUCGUGGCUAUGAUAACAUAGAUAUUCAGAACUUCUCCUCCAGCUGGAGUGAUGGGAUGGCCUUCUGUGCUCUGGUGCACAACUUCUUCCCGGAGGCCUUUGACUACUCCACUCUCAGCCCGAGCAAUCGCAGGCAGAACUUUGAGGUGGCCUUUAAAACAGCAGAGAAGCUUGCCGACUGUCCCCAGCUUUUGGACGUGGACGACAUGGUGCGGCUGCGGGAGCCUGACUGGAAGUGUGUGUAUACGUACCUGCAGGAGUUCUACAGAGGCCUGGUGCAGAAAGGCUUGGUCAAAACCAAAAACUCCCUCUAAGAUCCAAACUGAUCCAAAGACGGGCCUUUGCGAAUUGUAUGCCCCUGUUGGAAGUGGAGGACAUGAUGAUAAUGGGCAAGAAGCCUGACUCCAAGUGUGUCUUCACCUACGUGCAGUCGCUGGUCAAUCACCUGCGCAGAUACGAGAUGGUGUGUCGAGCACGCUCGGAUCACUGAGCGCUUGCUUUUGCUUACUCACUCACUCACUAACACCCUGAAAGCUGAUGCCAGCAGGGUUUUUUUUUUUUUUUUUUGGUAGAACAUUGAACUGUUUGCUCUUAAUUCUUUUCCUCGUAUCCCACAUUUUACCCGUAACAAACCAAACGGUCAAAUGUUACAAAAGAUCAGUGAAUAGUACUAUAAUUCAUAAUAGUACUUUAGAGCAUUAAAAAAGAUGGUUUAAAAACUUGUCAGCUAUGUAUAUAACUUGUUUUAGCAAAAAAAAAAGAAAGAAAAGCUUUUAUUUGGAAUCCCAGAAAAGAUAUCAUGCCAUGAUGCUUUUAUUUUAUUUCUAUGCCCGAGGCAUGCCGCGAGUUUAUCUAAUAUUUUAACGGCUUGUAACUUUAUUCUGUGGUACUGUCUGUGAUAGAGGAAUCUAAUCUGCAUGCUUCACCCUUUUGUUUACUUGAAAUUUCUUUUGAACUCCUUUCGAUCAUAAGGCACAAGUGACUGAAGUCUGCCGUGAGCCGUGAUGUGCAGAUACGAUUUCUCGCCGCUUUGCGUUUUCACAGUGCCUCCCCAUGCUAAAACAGUUUCACCGGAUCCAGUUUACUAACUGAGCUUCAACACUAGUUCUGGUUUUCUCCAGCUGAUUGAAAGCAGACUCUCUCCAGUGAGAUUACGGAUUUGAUUUGAUUUGACAUGACUGGCUUCCACUCCAUAGUAGGAGAACCGUUUCAGCAUGGAGAUUCCACAACACGCUGCAGUCCACCACAGCUCAGCCUCUCCGACAUGUACAGACAGCAGCGUGUUCCUGUAAUUUAUGCUUUUACGCUCCUGAGUUGCAUUUUAAUUUUUUAAAAUUUAUAUCCAUAAACAAUGCUUUGAAGGAUAAACAGGCUUGCUUGUUAGGGAUAAAUUUUAGUUCAUAUGUUUUAAAGUCUUUUUCUCUAAAGCAGCUUUGCGACAAUGCCUAUUGUUAAAAGCGCGAUACAAAUAAAUUGACUUGGACAUAAUUCGCAAAAAUGACAAAUGGCUCAUCAGUGAUACAAGUUUUCACCCUGGAUAUGGAGACAGAAGGGAACUGUUUCAGCCAUGCGUACCCUGGGUCCAGCCUUUUUUUUUUUUUUUUUUUUUUUCCCUUUUAACUUAAACCAAGAUGAUUUCUGCUUACCUGGAGUGUGUAAAGCUGUUUUUAUUAUUUAUAUGUAUUUGAGCAGUUUGUAACUAUUGGCUUGAUGACUGAUCUGCAAAUAAUUUUAUUUAACAAAUUACACGGAUUUACAGGGCUGACUUUAACGCUGUAUUCAUUUUACUGUAUUUAGCUGAGAAUUCAUUUAAUGUGCCAAUAAGCUGUCUUUCUGUUAACUAGUAUUUAAAAAACAAACAAACAUGGCAUUAAAACACUAUACUAAAGGUUAAUGUGAUCCUGUAAUGUUAUUCGUUAGUCUUAGCCAGUCUUUUUUGUAAUUUACUCAAACCAUCAUGCUAUAAAUUUUGUGAACAUGGAGGAGAGUGAAUCAAAUGUAGUGUCUCUCUCCCUCCUUCCCAAACAGGAUGUGAUCUGAAGCCUUCUCAUGAGCAGCACCUUCUGAUUAAACAGUGUUAUUAUAAGCUUCAUAAGGAAAAUAACAGCAGGUGAUGUUCUAAUCUAGUAUACAGUGCCUUGCAAAAGUAUUCAUCCCCCUUGGUGUUUCUCCUGUUUUGUUGCAUUACAAGCUGAAUUAAAAUGGAUUUUGGGGGGUUAGCACCAUUUGAUUAUAAGACGAAAAACAGAAAUCUGGACUGUGUAUAGAUCUUCAACACCUCCCACCCCAGUCAAUACUUUAUAGAGCCACCUUUUGCUACAAUUACAGCUGCAAGUCUCUUGGGGUAUGUCUCUAAUAGCUCAGCACAUCUAGCCACUGGGAUUUUUGCCCAUUCCUCAAGGCAAAACUGCUCCAACUCCUUCAAGUUAGAUGGGUUGCGUUGGUGUACAGCAAUCUUCAAGUUAUGCCACAGAUUCUCAAUUGGAUUGAGGUCUGGGAUUUGAUUAGGCCAUUCCAAGACAUUUAAAUGUUUCCCUUUAAACCACUCCAGUGUAGCUUUAGCAGUAUGUUUAGGGUCAUUGUCCUGCUGGAAUGUGAACCUUCAUCCCAGUCUCAAACCUCUGGCUGACUCAAACAGGUUUUCCUCCAGAAUUGCCCUGCAUUUGGGGCCAUCCAUCUUUUCCUUCAGUCCUGACCAGCUUUCCUGUCCCUGCAGAUGAAAAACAUCCCCACAGCAUGAUGCUGCCUCCACCAUGCUCCACUGUAGAAAUGGUGUUCUCAGGGUUGUUGGGUUUGCGCCACACAUGGCAUUUUCCAUGAUGGCCGUAAAGUUUUUAAUUUUUGUCUCAUCUGACCAGAGAAUCUUCCAUGUGUCUGGGGAGUCUGCCACAUGCUGUUGGGCAAACUCCAAAAGUGGUUUCUUAAAGGGAUAGUUUGGGAUUUUUGACAUGAAUCUGUAUGGCAUC
Neoarius graeffei (lesser salmon catfish) is the source of this 5776-nucleotide messenger RNA. RefSeq names its product smoothelin b (gene smtnb). Gene Ontology annotation, cellular component: filamentous actin; microtubule organizing center. Gene Ontology annotation, biological process: actin cytoskeleton organization. The coding region runs from base 443 to 3124 and encodes 893 amino acids. Lineage: Eukaryota; Metazoa; Chordata; Actinopteri; Siluriformes; Ariidae. The transcript has 20 exons. Gene Ontology annotation, molecular function: protein binding. The record is from RefSeq and is a predicted model, not a curated record.